GUUUCCACCUCCAUAACAGAAAAGAGUACAUCGCCCAUUUAGUUGGUUGCUACGUUUCGAGUCUCUUCCAAGGGCUUUUUUUUACGUGUGUAUGUGUGUGUGUGUCUUUUGAGUUUCGAUCGUUCGAAAGACAUUCACACGCAGAUUCGCCAUUCUCGUGCAUUUUCUCUCAAGUGUUUUGAUGAUUGUGCAACCUGGUAACGCAGAAACCAGCCUAGCAUCCAGCAGUCACCAACAUUUUUUGGCUUUCUCUUUUUGUUCCAUCGAAAUAUUCAAAAAAAACCUAAAAGGGCCAUACAACAGCCGUACAGUUCUCAGUGAUUAGACAAUUAUUAACCAUCUACCUAACGAACUCGUGUAAAACUCGUGUGUGUUGUAUUUGGUGUCGAGUGUGACGUCAGAAUUUUGUUUCCAGUGCAGGAAAGUUCUCUUUGACGAUCGACAACAGUGUUUUUCGAAGUGAGAAAAAAGAACCCAUCACUUUGUUUAUUGUGGCACUUGUGAAGCUUCUUGGCCGUGUGUAAUUCUUUUUGUUUCGCAUUCGAAAAAGAAGUAAAAACAGCCGAGUGAGGCAGCAAAACCUUGACGUCGUGUUUUGUUGUUUGGCAUCCGCGCGCGCGCGCCAUUUUCCUUUUUGACAACAACAACGCAGUGAGAGAGAGAACAUCCCUCCCCGACAACAACAACAACCCCUCCGUACAACAACCCACCCUUUAUACAGCAGUGUGUGUGUGUUUUACCAUUUGAUUUAUCCCCCAGUCCGAAAUGGGUGCUUUAUGGCCUCACGGUAGAGCCGCCAUUGUCCACUCGUUUGGAUUCCAACGCGCCAUAGGAUACAGAAUUAGAUAAUUUCAAGCCAUCGACUGGAAGGAAAAAGAAACAACACACAAGGUUUUUUUUUCUCGUUUUGUUUGCGCGGUUGAAGAUUCCAGUAGGGGAGAAGAAGGAGGCAAACAAAACGUAAAGGAACGAAAAGGAGUUACAGGAACGAAGAAGAAGAAGAAGAAAAUUCAAAACAUCCAAAAAGAAGAAGAAGAUGAAAAUAGUGAUGGCCGCACGGAUAUUCCGCUGCUGCUGCCUUUUGGCGUUGGUAACCGCCAUGAUGAUAAGUUGCUGGACGACAUCCAUGGCAACGGCCAGUCCCGCCGCCCGCAACGAAGCCUUUGGAGCCGGACCGGAUCUUUGCGUCGUGCAGACGCCUCUGGUGACCCGUCAUUUUCAGGCCUGGCGCCAGGCCGAGGAGGCCGUACCGACCCGAGGCUGUUCAAACCGGUCCGGUGUAGUUGCCACUCACGAGGUCCAUCUCAUCCGCCUGACGAAUGCCGCCAGUUCGGUGAUGCUGGAAGUGGACGGGUCGGACAAGCCGGCCAACACGCGCUUAGCUCUCAUUCUCGAUGCUGCUGACGCAAAUGUCAAAUGGACUGUCCGGCUAUUGGGAAGCGGAUUGGACCCGAGUUCGCAACAACACGCGAUUAUUGUGACUGGCAAUUCCGUGCUGGAUCUGUCGGAUUUGAAGGCCGGCGUCAUCAACCGUCCCAAGGAGGGCCGGAAUGCGUUGCUGCGCUUCGUCGAGCGCCGAUUCAAAACUCUUCACACGUUCAGUCAAGUGGACGCCGGCGGUGCCCAGCUUCGACUUCGUCUGACUCUGUCCGGCGCCGCCAACGGAACCAGCGCUUCUCCUCCGCCUUGCGACUACGAUACGGCCAACCCGAGUCCCGUCCUCCAGGCCAGGAGAAUGGAGCCGCAACCGGUCGAAGGCUGUUUUCACACGGAGCAGGCCGGCAUCUAUCCAAAGGACGUUCACGUGAUAGAUUUGGAUAACGGCCAGGCCGAAGACUCUAAGAAUAAGAAGAAUAACAACAACAACAUCAACGGGAGCAGCAGCGUCCACAUUCACUUAGCGGCCGGUGGAUGGGCGGACGAGGAGAUGAGUCAGCCGCGUGAUGUGGCCCUGGUUCUCAAAUCGUCCCAACCUGUCGUGUGGAUCGUCUCUUCCGCCCCCGUCCUGACGGGCUCGCUCCUGAUCCUGGCAGAGCACCAGGUGGAGAUUGGCGGACUUUCGGCCCGGCAACAGGCCGACGUGCGCAGCAACUGGAAUCUACCGUCAGAGUUCGCUCUUUUGAUCUUGACGGUGACGGCCGAUCUCAAUCCGCCCGUCUCCUAUGUCAAAGCGCCGCCGGCCACCAACAGCAUCGAGAUAGUCAUCGGCAAGAAGCAGCAGCAGCAACUCCGCCUUCUAUCGUCGAAUGCGGGCAAACCACCGCCACAACAACAAGUCGAGAGCCUCAGCGGAGCUGCCAGCCACAGUUCACCUUCUAUGGAGUUGGGCGUCCGCAGUUUGGAGCGCAGUGGCGGAGGCGGUGGCUACGGCCAGCAGCACACGCCCAAUCGAGGAACCGGAUCGCAACGGAGUGUGGCCUGGACUCUGCAGCAGUCGGUACGCGUUCAAUGCGGAUCGAAUUAUUUGACGGCCGCUCUGCCCAGGAACAUGGCCGAAGCGUUGGGCGUCAUCGGACUCUUUCUCAACGACCGCGGCUGUGCCGGCAAACGCAAUGCCACUCACUGGACGGUCAGGACCCACGUCACCUCCUGUGGCAGCACGUCGCGCAUCGACGGAAAACUGACCACCUACUCGAAUGCGGUUCAUAUCCAGUUGGGAGCCGCCCAGGCCCCACAGAACGACGACGAAGACUUUGAGGGCUCGGGACUGGACGGCUAUCCGUCGAGUGUUGCCCGACAGGUGGCCAUCCCCAUCCAGUGCCACUCUGAGCCCAAUUUCCCGAUUGGUUUUGGCGACAAGUUGGAUGACGACAACGUCAUGGACACCGAUGUCGAUUUGCCAGUGGGUCAGACGGAGCUUUACCAUAUGGAGAUCCAUCGCAACAAGGAGUGGACUAUUCCGGUUGUCACCGGCGCCAUGAAUGAGGCCAGCAAGGCCGAAGUGGUUUUUGACGAAACCCUGCACGUCCGCACUUGGAUCGACGGAGUGUCUUACAUCCAGAUCGUGACGGAAAAGUGCUGGGUGUCGAACAGCUCGGACAGCGAGAGACCACCGCGAUUGAUUCUCAUCCGCAACACUUGUCCCGCCGACCUGUCCGUCCAAAUGCGGCAGGUCGAUCGCGCCGACUCGGACGGAGGUUUCAGUUUCCACGUUUCCAAGGACUACGCCGAUUUGGGCCAACUCUACAUUCACUGCAAAUUGGGUCUGUGCUCGAACCAGCCCAGCAAAGUUCAAGGCAACUUGAAAAUGUGCAUAGAUCCCUCUCAAUACUGCAGCGGCCGGCACGUACUCAAGCCUUUCCUUGACGAAUCGGUUUCGACGGCGCAGCAAAUUCUGGUUCGAGGACCUCUGCGGAUGGUGGCCAAGGCCACUUUUUCCCUACAGAACAAAAUCAACACGGCUGGAGAGACGACGACAUCACCCGGUUCCCUCCUGACUGGCAACGGGCAGCCCGGCAGCCAGCAAGUCAUUCUCGUUGGUGUUUCCACCGAGGUAACGGUGGGAAUCGCCCUGGCCUCGUUUGUCAUCGGAGUCGCACUGACUGCCAUUCUCUGGUGCAUCCACAUGAGGACAGAUCCGUAUAGGCGAGUCAUGAACCGGAAGACUCGGUCGAGCCGAAGUAACAACCGUUGCCAGGCGAUUGGAGUCAAGUGUUCGCCCAUGAUUCGCCCGCGCUCCGGCGUUGACCACCACCGGACGUCGAUGCAGCAGGUUUCGGGAGCCGUCCAACAGCAGCAGCAGCAGUUGGUUGCGACGUCGGCGGCGGCCCAGCCGCCCGAUCAGACGGCCAUGCAGACGGGGGACAAGGAGCCUCAGCACCAGUUCACUUACGACUAUGACGUUUCGUCGUCCCAGUCCAACAGCAGCGGCAGUCAGUGCAGUCGCGAGGAUUCGUCGCCGACGCCCAACUCGCAGACGCCCAUGAACGUGACGUCGGUCCGUUGAGUUCGUCGUUGACUGUCCCGGGACAUUUGGAUUCAUCCGCAUCCCAGCACCAGCGUUUGCGGAGGACGAGGAAAUCUUUUUUGGUUUGCAGUUAGGAGAAAAGAUUUCCCUUUCUCACCGGGUUCAACUCUGCCACACACACAUACACACACACCGUUCUCAGGGCCUGUUUCCUCCAUCCUUUUUAUGCAGCCGUUUCUCUCUCUGUCUCUCUCUCGAAAUACCUCUCCUACCGCUCCUCCGAUCCCUAUGAACUCGCUAGUUUACAAAGGUACAUAUUAUUAUUAUAUAAUCAUUCAUUCAUUAUAUCUGAAAUAUUUCGUGACGUUUGCUCGGCUCUUUGCGUGCGCGCCCUCCGAUCCCGUCUACCUCCGAUUGCACUCCAUCGUCGACUGGUGUCAAACAAACUGAAAUUUCACACACACACCUUCCUCCACAUCCACCACCACCACCUUCUCUCUUAAGCUAUAGAUACUCCUCUCGCUCAGCACCUCAUCCGUUAAUUAUUUACCAUUUUCCCUGAUUAUUCAUUAAUGCCGUUACAUUUGAUUGAGAGGAUCUUAAGUCUGUAGUUACUAAAUGAUCACCGCAGCUCGUAACUACCUCUCUGCCCCCCCACUACGGUCAAGCGCAUCAAAACUCGUGACCUUCCCAUCAUUCCGGUCAGACGUUUUAUUUAUUUAAAAUAUUUUUUUCCGCCCCUCCCAACAUGCUCGACCGAUUUUGGCCUAUCAAACAAACAACCUCGCAAACAACAAAAAAGAAGAUUAUUAAUAACAAACGAAAAGCGACAGACAAAAUAUUUGAAAUCAAAUCCUCAUGCUGGACUCUUUCAUCUCAGGAAGAACAGGAAUCCCUUCAUAAUUUACAAAAUUGUCGGUGUUCAAGCUCUUAAAUUAGACCCAGCUCUCCUCUCCAUGUUCCCCCAUCACCACCCAUUUUUUUUCUACAUUCAACCCCUUUAUUCAUUACGGGUGAAAUCAUCAACUCAUAGAAUAGGACCCACACCAUCAAAUGGAAACGACGAUCUUUAAAAAAACAAAAUUAUUUUCAUGCCGUUUAAAUUGUUGAUCUCUCCUCACAGAGUGGCAGAUCGAUCAAAUCUAGGUUAAAACUUUUUCUCUUUUCUUCUUCUCAAUCAAGUUCCUGUUUUCUCUGUCGCCUUUUUUGGCUUUUUUUCCCCUCAUCAUCGUCGCGUUGAAUGAGCGAAUCCCUUUUUUUUGUGAGAAAUCAUUUCGAAGAUGUUGUAGUUGGCGACAAGCGGCGCUUUUGGGUUUUGUGCCUCUUGUAGAGAAAAUUCGUCGUGUGGCUUUGACAUUUUUGUUUAUUUUUUUUUCUCCUGCGCGUGUGCGGAUGCCAUUUUUUGAUUUCGUAUUUUUAAGAGAGACGGGUUUGAAUCAGUACAAAAAAAACAGACAUGCAAACAAAAUAUUCGAUGACAAGCGCGUACAAAAAUAUUUUGCAAAGAUGAAGAAGAAGAAAAAAUGUGAGAAACAUUUGUUUUUUGUUACGUCUUGUUUGUCGGGUUCUGUUGUUUGUUGUUUGUCGUUGAGUACCUGUACAGUUUAUAUUCGUCGAGUUUGCUUGUGUGAAAUCGCUGGGAGGUGAACGAGUUUGAUUGCGAUGGAUGAAUGACGAUUGCUGGUUUGUUUGUUCUUUUCCUUUUUUUUUCCACCCAUCUUUCGAUUUGCCUCGCUUAAUUCGUCGACGAUGCCAUUCGCUCGUGUAAACAGGGUAGAAAGACUCUACAAAUUUCGUUGCGUGUGUGUCUCUGCGUGUGUGUUUGGAUUGGGAUUCUCAUUCGGGGUCCGCCUGGCGGAAAUCCCCCGCCGAUGGAAUGAAUCAACAAGGAACGACUUUAUUCUAUUGUAUUCCGGCCCCAGCUGUAAAUCAUAUUCGCUUCUCUCCAUCCUCUUUUUUCUUUUUCUUUGAAUUCUAUUCAGGAUCGAAGGCAACAACAAAAACAAACUUUUGGAAGAGUGGCGUCAUUCACGUAAAAUGAAUGACAAUCUCUAGAGAAAUGCGACCGUUUUUUUUUGUCUUUUUCUCUUUGUCCGUGAACGUAUUUAUCCGUUAAAUAUUCUGAUUAAUUAUCGUUCGUUUCUUUCAAUUUCUUUUCCCCGCUGGGAGGGAGAAUAAUACCGCCCCUCGUUUUCGAUGACCAGAAAAAUCAAACAUUGCGCUACGAAUCAUUUUGACAUAAAACUAAAAGUACAACACAAGGAUGCAUAUAUUAUAUAUAGAUUUAUGUCUUUUUAGAGAUGAAUGGCAGACACAAAUUUUUUGGUAAAACUAUUGUAAAUUUUUUUUCUUAAAAAAAGAAGAAAAUGAAGAAAAUUUCUUUUAUUCUUUUUUUGGAAAAAGAUUUACUGCCGUCCAGGCCUCUGUCCAGCUCAAUUGGAAACGUUCUCGGGCCUAUUUUAUACAUGAAGAAUAUAUACAUAUACACAUCCUGCUACUUCUAGAAAGUACCUUAUAAAAAAGAAAACUACUUUUUUUUCUCUCUCUCUUCUCUUUUUUCUCUGUCACACAAUCUCCCUCUCAGCUUCGCUUGCCCAUCGACUCCAUUCAUAUAAUAUAUACUACUAUAUACUGUAAGUAAAGUACAUAGACACAUCCAUCAAUAGAUUAGAAUUCUUGUGUGUAUACUGUCACAAGAAGAAGAAUAAGGAGAACCGUCGCCGUUCUUCCUCCUGAAUGUUCCUUGCUCCGUAGCUCUUUUUUUCUCUCGGAUGACCGCCGUUUCGUCUGUUUUUUCUCAUUUUUCAACCCCCGUGGCCGAGUGAGCCACUCCCUUUUCCAUCCGCCACGUACUACUGCUCCCCAACGUUAUGGCAACUUUUUUUUUUUUUUUUUAAUAUUUAGUUAUUUAGUUUUUCUUUUAUCUUUUCUGGGGACCCUUCCAAUUUUGACAAAUAGAUUUUUUUUUCCCUUUUUUUCUGGGCUUUCCCUCACUGGCAAGUCCCGAAGGAAAAGACAGAAAAGUUGCACGGAGGAUACGAACGACGUCAAAUGUCUCCUCCACCGACGCUUCGCUCUCGACGUCGAUGAUGAUGGCCCUAGAGAAUUUUUCACCAGCCCGUGCCAGACACACAUUCACUCUCUCUCUGUGGGUGUGUGGGGGUCUAAAAAAAAGGAAAACUAUUCAAUCCCGUCUCUGUCUCUCAACUUUUUUCUUUUUUUUUUCUCCCCGUUAUCUCUCCCUGCCCAUGCAGCCCGAGACUCUUCAAUAUUUUUUUCUUCUUCUUCUUUCCCCUAUUGUCUAUUUCAUCAAAAUAAAUUCUUCCCAAUUGGAUGGAGAAGCGGACAAGGGCCUCUCCCAUGAGUUUUCGCGUUUCUUUCUUUUUUUAUUAUUAUUAUUAUUACCGUUGUGGGUUGAUUGAAAUAUGGGAAUGAAACUGUGUCUACCUCAAUAACGUCGCAUUGAUCAUAUUUGUUUAAAAAAUUUCAAAAAGACAAAAAAAAAAAAAAGUACCCAUUUUUUUUCCUUCUUCAUUAGCUUAAACUGUGGGUUAAGUUCGAGACAUAACAAAAGAGGAGGACAAAUAAAAGUUCACUCGAAGAUUUCGCAAAGUCUUUAAAGGGAACUGUUUUUUCUUUGAUUUAUUUCUCGGAUCUUUUAGUGGUUGGCAAAGUUUCUUUUUUCUACCGUCUUCUCCUUUUUCUCACGUUGAUUUCUUCAAUGUAAACUCUUUUCUCUCUUUAUCUUUUCUCGUGAAAUAAGAACGAAAAACAAACAAAACAAAACAAAUCUAACCCAUAUGCUUAAAGUACCUCAACGUUCGUUUGGUCUUAUAUAUUCCCUCUCGGCAUGAAAUAAUAAUACCGCGUAGUACAAUAAGAUUGUUUCUUUCUUUCUUUUUGUUUUUUUGUUUUCGCGUUUCAGUCGAUCGUUUAUAUAUUUUCGCAUCGUCUUACAUGAGAGAUAAAGAUAAGAAGAUUUAUUGCACCGUCGUAAAAUAUCGUCGCGUAUCGGAGUAGAAAUAGAAGCGAUUAGUUUAGAUGAUUAGGAAUUUCGCGGAGCGUCCGAUUACAGAACCCUCAUCUGUUUAACCUGUUUUUUCGUUUAUAUAUCUCGGUCGAUUGUCUUUUUUUUUUAAAAUUCGCCUCGGAGCGGAAAUCCAUCUCAUUUAUCGUUUCCUCUUCUUAAAUGGCGUAAAAAGAAAAAGAAAAACAACAGAAAUCCGCAUCGCCGUAUAUUAAAAAAGCGUCUAUAUAUGAAAUAUUAUUAUUAUUACACAACACAGAAACCAAUCUACCUUACCUACCCUCCUCUCUCAUCCUAUUUUUCUAUACUAAUUGAUUGCAACGCAUCACAUACGGGUCCUUUUUCGAAAACAAAAAUAGUAACAGCAAUCAAGACGUGAAACUUUUUUUCUUUUCUAUUAUUAUUAUUUUUGGUCCAGUCUCUGGAUGAACGUAUUACAAACAAAAUAUUUAUCACAUCCCUUCUCCCGCAAAUGAAGUUUGCAUUUUUUUUAGAACGUAUAGAGCUCCUUAAUCACUUAUCUGUUUGGGGAAACGAAAUUUUUUUUUUACUUCAAAAAUUUACAAUCCGAGUUCAGCAUCACCCCGCCAAAACAAUUUGAAAAAUCUCUCUCUACUCUCCGCCACCCUUCGAGUCCACAACUCUCUCCUUCCAUUGAGCGCGCGCGCAUCUCCCACACACACAUUUCACACGUACUACGCAAAACAAAUGAAAAAGCAAGCAAAGGAAAUUCAUUUUCGAUCCCCACACCCCCCGCCCCCCAACGUGUCGAGUUUCUUUCAAAAAUCUUCUAACCGUAUGUCAUAGUAAUAAAAUAAUAAGUGUUUGUGUGCGUCUCUGUGUGGUCCUCAAAUUGUGUCGUUUCUUUUCCAUCCCCAUUCUCCCCCGAUAAAACAAACAAAUCCUAUCGAGAAACAAAAACAAAAAAAAACUGAAAAACCACACCCACUUGGAAAGUUAAAAAGAAAAAAAAAAAGAAAAUUUUGUAUUGAUGUCAUGCCUCUCUUUUUCUCCGGAACCUGAAAUUCGAAAUGGAUUAAAAAAAAAAAACAAAAAUUCAAAUAUUUUUUGCUUAGAUAUCGUAGAGCCUAUGCUCCACCAAUCCCAAUACAUGUAUAUUAUCUCUGGCAUCAGUCAUCAACCGCAAAAAAAAUCUCUUUCAAGAAAACAAAAAGAAAAUCAUUACUACAAAUUCGCAAACGAAAUUUAAAAAAAAAAAAACAUAAAAUAAUUAAAGAGAUGAUGACGAUGAUUUCGAUCUUUAUACAUUUUUGCAGUCGGUGAGGCCUAUAUACAUGCAGUACAAAUAAAAAUACACUAUAUCUUCGUAUUCGGAA
Messenger RNA from Daphnia pulex (common water flea), 9271 nucleotides. Its product is annotated as transforming growth factor beta receptor type 3-like. The record is from RefSeq and is a predicted model, not a curated record. Bases 1037 to 3946 code for a protein of 969 amino acids. The transcript is spliced from 15 exons. NCBI's taxonomy places the organism in Eukaryota, Metazoa, Arthropoda, Branchiopoda, Diplostraca, Daphniidae.